UGCGCCCCGGAGCCCGCGGAGCCGCGGCCCGCCAGGAGGCGACUUGGAGCUCCUCUUGGUGCUGACAUGAUGACAGUGUGCAGGCCGGCCAAGGGCAGCCACAGCCAGACUGAAAACCUGAGCUACAAAUUGGCUGACAAGGUCAAGGUGGAAGGUCCAGAGGCUGGGGAAGACCCUCGAAGGCCAUUUAGGUCCCCCAUUCCUUCCCCAGAGACUGAUCAGGAUUCACCCCCCACAAGGAGCUCACUGGAAAGUCUCAAUAACCUGAUGCUAGAGUCAAGAGUGGACUGUUUUCAGCAGAACAUGUUCAGCUCAAAUAUGAUCAUCAGCGACUCAGCUUCAGAUCUCAAUGCUAAAGAAGCCAGCAAGGCAAGAGGCAAGAGGCAGCUCGGCGGUGUCGAGAACCCGUGCCUUUCUGCCCGAGGCGGGGCCCGGCCCAAGCCCCUCAGCAUAAAGGACAAGAUAUCCGAAUGGGAAGGGAGAAAAGAGCUGCCCGCUCCUGCCCCCGGCAGGAAAGCAGACGGGCAAGAGGAUUACCUGACGUCCUGUGUGAUGGGGAGAAGCAGUGAUGGUGUGAGAGCGUGGGGCACAGAGGCUCAGGAUGGAACCAGGCCAGAAGCAGAGAGCAAGGAGGAUGAGAGGAAUAAAGGGCUUGUGAAAGUCAGGGGACAGGAUGCAGAGCCGAGGCAAGACCUCAGCCAGCCCACCGAGCAGCCGGCUCCCAGCUUGGGCAGAGGCCGCGAGCCGCGGCCGGGCAAACAGCGCUUGCCGAAUGACAGCCUCUCCGUGCUGAGGCAGGUGGAGAAACUCGAGCAGGCUCUGAAGGAUGGGUCGGCAGGGUUGGAUCCCCAGUUACCAGGGACUUGUUAUUCCCCACAUUGCCUGCCGGACAAGGCCGAGGAGGGGCCCGCCCUUCCUGAGAACCGAGGGGGCUGGCGUGGCUCUGAAUUCAGGUCCCACCACUGGGACCUAGAAGCCAGGGAGCUCGCCCCUGAGGCUGCAGAGGAAAGGAAAGGCUCGUGCAGGAGGCCCUGCGACCGGAGCCUGGAGAGUGCGGACAGGGGCUCGGAGGGCCCCCCCGCCAAACCCUUCAUCAACCCCCUGCCCAAACCCCGGAGAACGUUCAAACACGACGGAGAAGGGGACAAGGACGGGAACCCAGGCUUCAGGAAGGACAAGAGGCACCUGCCUCCUCUGCCUUCUCUACCUCCCCCUCCCCUGCCCUCCUCUCCCCCGCCCUCCUCUGUGAACAGAAGACUGUGGACCGGAAGACCGAAACCCAGUGCUGACCACAGAAAGUCCUAUGAGUUUGAAGACUUAUUGCAAUCUUCCUCUGAAAACAGCAGAGUGGACUGGUACGCACAGACUAAGUUGGGGCUCACACGCACUUUAUCAGAGGAGAACGUCUACGAGGACAUUCUAGAUCCACCAAUGAAGGAAAACCCUUAUGAGGACGUGGAGUUGCACGGUCGCUGCCUGGGGAAGAAGUGUGUCUUGAACUUCCCUGGUUCUCCCACUUCUUCCAUUCCUGACACACCCUCCAAGCAGUCAUUGUCCAAACCUGCUUUUUUCCGGCAAAAUUCAGAGAGAAGGAACUUCAAACUGCUGGACACUAGGAAGCUGAGUCGGGAUGGAUAUGGGUCCCCUUCCAAAAUCAGCCCCCCCUCCACCCCCAGCAGCCCUGAUGACACUUUCUUUAACCUUGGAGAUCCGCAGAAUGGCAGGAAGAAGAGAAAGAUACCCAAGUUGGUAUUGCGAAUCAAUGCCAUUUACGAGGCCCGGAGAGGAAAGAAACGUGUGAAGAGGCUGUCCCAGUCAACAGAGAGCAACUCAGGAAAAGUGACAGAUGAGAACAGUGAGUCUGACAGCGACACCGAGGAGAAACUGAAAGCUCACAGCCAGCGCCUGGUCAAUGUGAAGUCACGCCUGAAGCAGGCUCCGAGAUACCCAUCCCUUGACCGGGAGCUCAUGGAGUACCAGCAGAGGCAGCUGUUCGAGUACUUUGUGGUCGUGUCACUGCAUAAGAAGCAGGCCGGGGCUGCGUAUGUGCCAGAACUCACCCAGCAGUUCCCUCUCAAGUUGGAAAGGUCUUUCAAGUUCAUGAGAGAGGCUGAGGACCAGCUGAAGGCCAUCCCCCAAUUCUGUUUCCCUGAUGCCAAGGAUUGGACUCCUGUCCAGCAAUUUACCAGUGAAACCUUCUCAUUUGUCUUAACUGGAGAAGAUGGGAGCAGAAGGUUCGGUUACUGCCGAAGACUGCUGCCUGGUGGCAAAGGGAAGCGUCUCCCUGAAGUUUACUGCAUCGUGAGCCGCCUGGGGUGCUUCAGCCUCUUUUCAAAGAUCUUGGAUGAGGUGGAAAAGCGACGAGGCAUCUCUCCUGCCCUGGUACAGCCCCUCAUGAGGAGUGUCAUGGAGGCCCCUUUCCCAGCACUGGGCAAGACCAUCGUCGUCAAGAACUUCUUGCCAGGAUCAGGAACUGAGGUGAUUGAACUGUGCCGCCCGCUGGACUCCCGGCUCGAACACGUAGACUUUGAGUCUCUCUUCUCCUCUCUCAGCGUCCGCCACCUGCUCUGUGUUUUUGCCUCCCUGCUUCUGGAAAGGAGGGUCAUCUUCAUCGCAGACAAGCUCAGCACGCUGUCCAAGUGUGGCCAUGCAAUGGUGGCCGCCAUCUACCCGUUCACCUGGCAGCACACCUACAUCCCCGUGCUGCCCCCCACCAUGAUCGACAUCGUGUGCUCACCAACCCCCUUCCUCAUCGGGCUGCUCACCAGCUCGCUGCCACUGCUCAGGGAGCUGCCGCUGGAAGAGGUCCUUGUGGUUGACCUGGUCAACAAUCGGUUCCUCAGACAGAUGGAUGACGAGGACUCCAUUCUCCCCAGGAAGCUGCAGGUAGCCCUGGAGCACAUUCUGGAGCAGAGGAAUGACCUGGCUAGUGACCAGGACGAAGGGCCCCCGGACUGCAAGCGUGGCCCGGAGUCCAGCCCCUUGAACGAAGUGGUGUCAGAAGCCUUUGUCCGCUUCUUCGUGGAGAUCGUGGGUCACUACUCCUUGUUCCUGACGGCGGGCGAGCGUGAGGAGAGGACCCUGCAGCGAGAGGCCUUCCGCAAAGCCGUCUCCUCCAAGAGCCUCCGCCGUUUCCUGGAGGUUUUCAUGGAGACCCAGACCUUUCGGGGCUUCAUCCAAGAGCGGGAACUGCGCCGGCAGGAUGCCAGAGGUCUGUUUGAGGUCCGAGCCCAGGAGUACCUGGAAACACUCCCCAGUGGAGAACACAGUGGCGUCAAUAGGUUCCUGAAGGGACUUGGCAAUAAAAUGAAGUUUCUCCACAAGAAAUAACCUUCGGCUCAUCCUCAAGGGGAAACUUCCUCCUAGUGCAAGCACAUUUUUAAAAAAAACAGUCCUGGUGGCCUUUCUGAAACGCUGGGUCCUGGUUGUCCCACGUGUGGGGUGAAGGCCAGGAUGGUUUCCGGCUGCCGCACAGCCUCCCCAGGACCCAGGGCCCAAGAGCCGUGCAGCAGGUGCUGCUUCUCCAGAACAGCGCUGUGAAGGGGACCUGAGACCAGGCAUGUCACCGACAUUCAGAUGUAUUGUUUGGGUUGUUGGGUUUGGGACUUUUUAUAUUUUUAACCUUAGGUAUUAAAAGAAAGAAAAGUGUUUGGGUUUUCUUUUUAUUAUGCCAGGGCUAGGAAGAGUCUCUUCUGCCCUGUGCCAUCUUGCCCUGGUUCGUCCUGCCUGGCAGCUGGGCUCUGAAGCCAAGAGGAGGGAGGAGGAGGAGGGCAGGAGCAGUGACCAGGGACUUAGAAACAAGGUGCUCCUCUGGCAGAAGCGGGGACAGAUGCAGGUGUCAGGGGAGGAGGGCUGUGGCGAUGCCUACCAUGCUCCUGCUCACAAGUAGGGGGGUGGGGGUGGGGGACACCUUUCCUCUCCCCGAAAGGAUUGGCCUGUGUGUGGAAUCCUGAGGUCGUAUCGGGGCUGUAGGAACAGUUGCCUCCUGGGAUGAGCUGCACUUGAGGCCAGCCAGUGAUGCCACCUGGUGGCCAAGGUCAUUUGUUGUACAACCCAGUCGUCUCGUCCCAAAAGGACCUGACUCCUCUGGAUGGCCUUCUUCUCUCUUCAAAGCCAUAGCAUCACUCACUGCCCAAGCAGUCCCUGACUUUUAGAGGCACACACAAGAAGGAAAUCUCCUGCUAAGGUCUGUUAAGGAAACGUUCUUGGGGUCCUUAAAACACGGAAGCCACAGCUUUGACCCUAUUCCCAUUUAUAUCAUAGGAAACGUUCCCAUCUUCUUGUAGGGACCCAAAUCAGCAUAAGUGAAAUAGUACAUGUGCAGGAAAAAUGGAGGGGCUUGUGGUGUUGAUGUUAACAAGAGGGGCAUCCGGACUUUGGGGUUAGCUUCCUCAGACCUGUGCUCCAGCGAGGAGGCUUACUCCUCUGGACCAGAAGCAGGGAGGUGUGGAAGAGGCUGCACCCCAAGUGCCAUCCUGCAAGGGCUGCAGGGGGGAUGCAGGAAAAGAAUGGUGGGCAGCACAGGCAAGUUCUCAAGCAGGCCUCAGGCUCACCACCACAGCAUAUCCCGCUGGUGGAUCCCCUCCGGACGGCACCAGCAGUCUGAACUCUGUAAUGGCCCAAGGACCUGUGCCACUUGGCAGAGGUUCUCACCUUUAGGGAGUUGGGAGCAAGGAGUCUUCUAAGGGGAAAAAAAAAAAAAAAAAAAAGAACAAGAAGGAAAAUGAAGAAGAGGUUGACCUGUCAUUCUCCAUUAAAGGUUCUUAACUGGAGUCAUGAAUGACCCCCUCCCACCUGCAGGUUGUAUCCAAGCUUUGGUAUGUCCAUUUGUUUUUUAGGAGAGAGGAUCCAUGGUUUAUAUCAGAUUCUCAAAGGGGUCCAAGACCCCCCAAAACGGUAGGAACCAGUCUAUACAUCACAGUUAACCUGGGUAGGUAUGUGUGUUGGGGUUGGGGGGCAGGGGAGACUGAAUAGGCGUCUCUUGAGUCUUGGGGGCUCAGGAAUUUGUACCUAACAAGCUCCUCAGAUUAGUUUAUUUUAUUAAUACCAAUAUUCUACCCAGAGAUGAUCACUUUUAAUAUUUUGGAAUAUACCUUCUUUUCUAACUUAUUUCAUAUUAUAUUGUUUACUUAACACCUCCAGGUGAAUAAAUACACAUCUUUGUCAACA
This is a messenger RNA of Lynx canadensis (Canada lynx), 5169 nucleotides long. It is a transcript of the gene DENND2A, whose product is annotated as DENN domain containing 2A. The transcript has 20 exons. Gene Ontology annotation, biological process: retrograde transport, endosome to Golgi. The record is from RefSeq and is a predicted model, not a curated record. NCBI's taxonomy places the organism in Eukaryota, Metazoa, Chordata, Mammalia, Carnivora, Felidae. The coding region runs from base 67 to 3330 and encodes 1087 amino acids. Gene Ontology annotation, cellular component: actin cytoskeleton.